CAUUUGAUUAUUUUACUGGUACACAAAAUUUCGAGACACAAGGAGUACUCGCUGCAACAGCAACGACAACAGGUGCCCACGUCCGAGUGCAAUGUUUCAGUGCGUGGCGGCGGCGGUGAAUGCAACUUGGCAGAGAGUAGAGAAACUUUGGGUUCGAAUAAUGCAAUGGCGAUGAGCAAUAAGUGUGGCACUUUAAAAAGCACGGCUACCGUCCAUAGCUCAGCAGAACCAAAAAAUAAUUUAAAUACCAAAUUAGAGAAGCUGGAAUAUCCACGCGGUGAUAUCGUGUAUGUGCGUUCCCUGGGACAGGGCGCAUUCGGUAGAGUGUUUCAGGCUAAAGCACCUGGUCUUGUACCUGGCAAUGAUGACUACCUGGUCGCCGUGAAGAUGUUAAAGGACGACGCCAGUGAUCAAAUGCAAAUGGAUUUCGAGCGGGAGGCUUGCCUACUAGCCGAAUUUGAUCAUCCCAAUAUUGUUAAACUACUCGGCGUAUGUGCACUAGGUCGUCCCAUGUGUUUGCUCUUCGAAUUCAUGUCACCUGGCGAUUUGAGUGAAUUUUUGCGCGCUUGUUCUCCUUACGCCACACAUCAAAUACAACAACGAAAUCGUCAGGAAUUGAAUGAGGGCCAUCUGCUGCAGAUUGCAGCUCAAAUUGCCGCCGGUAUGGUCUAUUUGUCAGAACGUAAAUUUGUACAUCGAGAUUUGGCUACACGCAAUUGUCUAAUCAACGAACAGAUGGAAGUAAAAAUCGCUGAUUUUGGUUUAUCACAUAAAAUAUAUCUGCAGGACUACUAUAAGGGUGAUGAGAACGAUGUUAUACCGAUACGUUGGAUGCCGCUCGAAAGUAUUUUGUAUAAUAAGUUUUCCAUUGAAUCGGAUGUUUGGGCGUAUGGCAUUUGUUUAUGGGAGAUUUUCUCUUUUGCUCUUCAACCUUACUUUGGGCUGACACACGAAGAGGUGAUUAAGUUUAUCAAGGAAGGCAAUGUACUUAGCUGUCCGGAUAAUACGCCAUUAUCGGUUUAUGCUUUAAUGCGGCGCUGCUGGAAUCGUAAACCUAACGAACGUCCUAGUUUUGCAGAAAUUAAUCAUUGCAUACAACACAGCCUAGUGGAAUAUGAAUGCAAGACAAUGAUGUAGUGUGGCAAGGGG
This is a messenger RNA of Rhagoletis zephyria (snowberry fruit fly), 1149 nucleotides long. Its product is annotated as tyrosine-protein kinase transmembrane receptor Ror2-like. Gene Ontology annotation, molecular function: transmembrane receptor protein tyrosine kinase activity; Wnt-protein binding; ATP binding. The record is from RefSeq and is a predicted model, not a curated record. Gene Ontology annotation, cellular component: plasma membrane; signaling receptor complex. Gene Ontology annotation, biological process: protein phosphorylation; cell surface receptor protein tyrosine kinase signaling pathway; positive regulation of kinase activity. Lineage: Eukaryota; Metazoa; Arthropoda; Insecta; Diptera; Tephritidae.